This is a messenger RNA of Pleuronectes platessa (European plaice), 1782 nucleotides long. It is a transcript of the gene nprl2, whose product is annotated as NPR2 like, GATOR1 complex subunit. The transcript has 11 exons. Lineage: Eukaryota; Metazoa; Chordata; Actinopteri; Pleuronectiformes; Pleuronectidae. Gene Ontology annotation, cellular component: vacuolar membrane; GATOR1 complex. Gene Ontology annotation, biological process: positive regulation of autophagy; cellular response to amino acid starvation; negative regulation of TORC1 signaling. Gene Ontology annotation, molecular function: GTPase activator activity. The record is from RefSeq and is a predicted model, not a curated record. The coding region runs from base 421 to 1557 and encodes 378 amino acids.
GGGGCUCCUUGAACGCACCAGUGCUGCUGUUGUUUGCUCUGUGUCGCGUUCAAAGACCGAAUUAAAAAAAGUCUCUCAAACUGUCUGAUUUCAGGUCUUCGGCUCUUUUAGUAAGUGACCGACUAACAACACACGUGCCCGCGCAGUGCUCACACUCUAGAAGCCGUGCACGUGAUUCCCUGGAGAUCAGCAGCUCCGGAAGCAAACAGCUAGCAGCUAGCUAUGACUGCUAAAUAACAACAGAAGGAAACAGAGGUGACAGACAGGGGAGACAGACAGGGGUGACAGACAGGGGAGACAGACAGGGGUGACAGACAGGGGAGACAGACUGAGGAGACAGACAGCAGAGGAGAUAAACAGAGGAGACACCCGGUGGACAGCAUCAUCUACUAGUGAGGGGCGGACAGGUCUGUGACAGGCAUGAGCUCGAGAAUAGAGUGUAUAUUCUUCAGUGAGUUUCAUCCCACUCUGGGACCGAAGAUCACAUAUCAGGUUCCAGAGGAAUACAUCUCACGGGAGCUCUUUGACACAGUUCAGGUUUAUAUCAUCACCAAGCCAGAACUGCAAAACAAAUUAAUAACAGUCACCGCCAUGGGAAAGAAGUUAAUCGGAUGUCCUGUGUGCAUCGAACACAAGAAGUACAGCAGAAACGCCCUCCUGUUUAACCUCGGCCUCGUCUGUGAUGCCCAGACCAACACGUGUGCCCUGGAGCCGAUAGUGAAGAAGCUGUCUGGAUACCUCACGACUCUGGAGCUGGAGAGCAGCUUCAUUUCCAACGAGGAGAGCAAGCAGAAACUUUUACCCAUCAUGUCGACCUUGAUGGAGGAACUCAAUGCCACAGGAGCCUGUACCUUACCCAUCGACAAGUCAAAUACCAUCCACCUUAAACUGAUAUUGCUGCGGAAGGAACCCCCGAUUGUCCAGGAGUUCGAUGUCCCAGUUUUCACAAACUGUAAAGAGCAUUUUAACAAAUCUCAGUGGGAUCUCACCACUCAACAGAUCCUGCCUUAUAUUGAUGGAUUCAGACACAUCCAGAAGAUUUCAGCGGAAGCCGAUGUGGAGCUGAAUCUUGUUCGUAUUGCGGUGCAGAAUCUCAUGUAUUACGGUGUUGUGACUCUGGUGUCGAUAUACCAGUACUCUAAUGUGUACUGCACCACCCCCAAAGUCCAGAGCCUCAUAGACGACAAGUCCAUUCAGGAGGAGUGCCUCAACUACGUGACCAAGCAGGGUCAAAAGCGAGCCGGCCUGAGAGACGUGUUCCAGCUGUACUGUGGUCUGAGUCCAGGCACCACAGUUCGAGACCUUUGCUCUCGCUACUCGCAGCAGCUUCAAAGGGUGGAUGAGAGGAGGCUGAUUCAGUUCGGACUGAUGAAGUCUCUGAUUCGUCGGCUGCAGAAAUAUCCGGUGAAGGUGAUCCGGGACGAGAGGAGCCGGCCGCCUCGACUCUUCACCGGUUGUCACAGUUAUGAUGAGAUCUGUUGCAAAACAGGGAUCAGUUACCAGGAGCUGGACGAACGUUUGGAGAAUGACUCCAGCAUCGUGGUGUGCUGGAAGUGAAGUGAAAUGAACUGAAAACAAAAAACUGCUCGGUGCUGCAUUCAGCCGUCUGACUUAAAGAUACAGAGGUGCCUCAACCACAGAUGCCUUCAGUGAGAUGAAGAGUUUUCCUGGAAUAACUGAGAAAAGUGAAGUGUUAUUUUGUAAAUUCAAAGAUAAAGGUGGUAUUUAUUAAUAUUGUAGAAAAAAGAAUCUGUGACUAAUAAAAGAAAAAUUUUCAUUGUU